This is a messenger RNA of Astyanax mexicanus (Mexican tetra), 5324 nucleotides long. It is a transcript of the gene carmil2, whose product is annotated as capping protein regulator and myosin 1 linker 2. Gene Ontology annotation, cellular component: plasma membrane; lamellipodium. Bases 57 to 5156 code for a protein of 1699 amino acids. The record is from RefSeq and is a predicted model, not a curated record. Gene Ontology annotation, molecular function: protein binding. The transcript has 40 exons. Lineage: Eukaryota; Metazoa; Chordata; Actinopteri; Characiformes; Acestrorhamphidae. Gene Ontology annotation, biological process: cell migration; regulation of Arp2/3 complex-mediated actin nucleation.
GUGUUAGCCUGUCUUGCACCCUGUUCCUGUAGACUGAGACAGACACAGUAGGUACAAUGGCGUCCCAGGCAGGGGUUCCCUUCUGUCUGAAAGAUACCAUUAUUCAGCUGUUGAAACCCCAAAGGGUCCAGUUUAUGACCAGUGUGCAACUCAACCAGUCCAGGGACCGGUCAGAAACCAGAAUCCUCGUUAUGACUCAGUGGAGAGCUCAUAUGUUCCACAGCAAGCAGCCAGUGAAGGUGGAAAGUUCCUUCAACUAUCUGGAGAUUCAUGCCAUCUUCAUCGAGAGUCUUGAGCAGGUGAAUAUUGAAACAGACAGACAGGUUUAUUCUCUCACAUUGAGGUCAGUGGAAGACCUGGAGGCCAUGGUCAGUCAUGUGACAGCUUCCCUCAAGAAAAUCUUUCCAGAUUCGUCACCAGGGAAGCUGUUGAAGAAGGUUUCUCCUGAGUUCCAGGACAGGCUGUUGUCUCUUGCCUCCAGAGUCGAGGAGCAGCUAAAUGGAUUUUAUGGACCGUGUGGGGGUUUCUCAGACACCUAUGCAGCGCUGUGUGAUUACAAUGAGUUCCCAUGUCGUGAUGAAGUCCACUGGGACGUGCACAAUAUUUACCAUGUUCAGAACUGUCGAGAUUUCAACAUUGUGGACUUCAGUCAUUUAGAAAGCAGAGAUUUGGCAUUGGCUGUUGGCGCUCUUUCCUUCAACCAGUGGUUCACCAAAAUCUGCAGCAAGGACUUCAAAUUGACACUAGACGUGCAGGAGCAGGUGAUCUACCUCAUUAACCGAUCCACGGCUCUGCAGGAGUUGUGCCUGGAGGCAGGCGGACUCAAAGCGGAUUUUGCUAUAAAGCUGGCCGGAGCUCUUCAUGAACAGCGUGCCUCUGCUCUCCAUGUCAUCAAUCUGUCUGCCAACCCUAUAGAGGAUAAAGGUGUAAUAUCUCUCAGUCAGAGUUUGUCGCAACUACCACAUAGUCUCAGUCGGCUUUAUCUCUCCAAGAUCUCUCUCUCCUCAAAAGGAUUGGGCAGUGUAGCUCAUAUGCUCCUCCAGACCAAAUCUCUCUCCAACUCAUUGACCCACCUGGACCUGAGUUUAAAUGCAGGAUGCUUGGCUACAGAGGAAGCUUCGAGCUUCUUAAAAUUCCUGUCUUCUCCCAACGCUGUGAUUCACCUGAACCUUAGUGCGACUGACUGUCCUCUAGAUGCUCUCUUUGUCUCUCUCUGUUAUGGAUGCUACACUAGUUUAUCCUACCUCAACCUCUCCAGAAACGUCUUCUCCCAUAGGAAGGUGCGGGAGGUGACACGCAGUGUGAGAGAGUUCUUUACUAAAAGCAUGGAGCUGAAGUACGUGGGGCUGGCCAACACCAAACUACCUCCUGAGGCCCUCAGGUUAUUGCUCCAGGGUCUGGCCACUAACAGUCACCUCUCCGAGCUGGAGCUGGACAUCAGCAGUUGUGAGCUGAGGUCCAGUGGAGCUCAGGUAAUUCAAGAGCACAUCUUUGAGACCAAGGCCAUAGGGAGCUUGAAUCUGUCUGACAAUGGUUUUGAGAAUGACAUGGUUACUCUUGUGCUGUCCAUUGGGCGGAGUAAAUCUAUACGACACCUGGCCAUCGGACGCAACUUCCCGAGGAAAUCUAGAGCUCUGACAGAUGUUCUGCACAGAAUCGUGCACAUGAUUCAGGAAGAAGAUUGUCCUUUGGAGUCUCUAUCUGUGUGUGAUUCCAAGCUAAAUACGGGCACCACCAUCCUCAUAAACAGCCUGGGUAGCAGCUCUGCCCUCUCCAAGAUUGACAUCAGUGGGAACUGCAUCGGAGACACAGGCGCCAAGAUGCUAGCCAAGGUCCUCACAAUCAACACCAAGCUCAGAACUCUGGUCUGGGACCGAAAUAAUGUGACUGCUGUGGGUUUUAUGGAUGUGGCCAAUGCUCUGGAGAGGAACAACACACUACAACACAUGUCCAUCCCGAUGAGUGAUAUGGCACAGGCCUACCGUUCCAACCCAGAGAAAACGGAGGAGGCAAUGCAGAAGAUUCAGGAGUGCUUACGGAGGAAUAGUCAGAGGACAUGCACUUCACCUGAUGAAAUGCUGAGUCUGCAGCAGAGUCUGAAAACCAGCCACUCCGAACAGCAAGUACAGCACGUCUGUCAGAAGCUUCAAGAGACCAUGAGGCCUCUUUCUUGCUACAACAUCCAGGAAGUUCAGAGUGACAUCCUGUCUGCAGAAGAGGCUCUUCAGCACGCCAGAAUAGCCAUUAAAUCUUUACACAGAAUUUAUGAGUUGGGGAGGUCACCCUCUGCUGGUGAUACAGUGCAUCACAUCCUGGCUGAUGUAGCCAAAGCCAUAAGCAGUGAACUGACUGAAGAAAUCCAGGAACAGGCACAGGCGAUGCUGCAGUUUGCCCAGGCAUCCUGCCCCCGAGUUGUCCAGAGAAUGAGUGUCAGCGAGCAGCUGGCCAACCGCGUUGCCAGUAAAACCCAACAAGCCACACGGUUCAUCCACAGCACAGUGAAGGAGGCAGAGAACAGCAUCAGGGAAAAGCUCAGUGAACUGAAACUGUCAGUCAGCGUCUCUCUGGUGGAGAGUAUCAUUGCGGAAGUUCUGCAGGACUUGUCAGUGGCUCAGCAGAAACUGGAUAAGCAUUUAAAGGAGUACUCCCAGCCCAUCAGCAGCAAGACCAACGUGCCCCAGCUAAGAGUGGUGGAGAAUGAGUUCCCUACUGAUGAGUAUGUACCCAUCAUCUGGAGGAAUAGCUUCCAUACCCGGAGUAUUCGGCCGGCUCCUUCUGUUAAAAGUCUGUUGGAAGAGGAAGGCGAGCAGCAGGCUCGGGCGAGUGCGCAUUCCCAGCAGGAGGCGGAGGAACGUGAGAGAGACAGGGAGCGAGCAAGGGAGAGAGAGGGAGGAGGAGGAGCAGGAGGAGGAGGGACUCAGGGCUCCAGGCUGACAGCUGAGGAGAGGGGGCGGCGCUUGUCGUCCUCCUCUUCGUUGGCGACCAGCCUGUCCGUCACGGCAGCCGUAGGCGUACCCAGGACCUCAGGCCCCACCCGGCCAGGGAGGUGGGCGGAACCUGCCGGCUCUGGCUGUGGAGCGGCGUCGGGCAGCAGCAUCACAGAGCCCCGGCGUCCGGAGCCCGUGUCUACUCAGCCCCCUAUGGACCUGCCCAUCGAAGGCCAAACGCUGAGGCACUACACCCGCACCCGGCCCAGACCCAACCGCCGCAACAGGCAGCCACCCAGCAAGCCUCAGGAGCAGGCAGCUGAGAGUGAGAAUGAAGCCAAUGAGAAUAUGGGGAGGGUGGACGAGGGCGUAGAGGAGUUCUUCACCAAGAAGAUCAUCCCUGAUGACCCCCUAAAGCACCAGAGGGAGCAGCCCCUCAAUAAAGCACAGCCUGCAGAGCCCACGUGUGUCACGACCACCCCUCCCACCACCACUACCACCACUACCACGACCCCUACCCCCUCCUCAGCCCCCUCCAAAAACAUUAAGAAGAAGUUUGGCGACUUUUUUGCCUUUAAGAAGGUCCGUGCUGGUCGAGGAGCCAAGGGCGAGGGUGCCCCGGAGGGAAAGGUCAAAAAGACUUCAAUAGCAGACCUCAUCCGACCCCUCCGGGAGGCGGCACGGGCCGAGAAAGAGCGCGAGAAGGAAAGAGAGAGGGAGAAGGAGAGAGAACGAGAGAAAGAAAAAGAGAAGGAGAAAACAGAGGAGGAUAUCAUCGUCAAAGCACCCACCAUUGCUCCCACUCCCACCGUCACAGAUUCGGCCCUCGCUGCACCAGCCGUAGACGAGAAAAUGGCACCUAGAGCUCCUUCACCUCUCCUCAUGCCCACCCCUGCCCCGGCAGCCGCUCCUGCUCCCGCUUCCACCCCCACCCCUCCUGCCUCCUCGCCUGCCAAAACUGAAGAGGUCCCAGCAUUGUCCCCUGCUGCACCCACCUCCCCCACCAAAACUCCCAGUCCCGUAGCAGCAGUGUCACCCUCGGAGCGGGAGAAGAGUCGGACGCUGGAGAAGAGCCGAACCCCCGACGGGGAGAGGAGGCCCAAGCCUACACGUCGUUCUCUCAGAGAGGGCAAGUCACAGUCCCUCAUCCUGCUCACAGGGCUGGAGCCAGAACAGGACACUGCAGCCAUGCAGGCCAAGAAGCACGCGUCCGAAAGCUCCUCCAGUUUUGAACAGCGGCUUCAUGUUAUGCUUCACCGCAUGGGCGUUACCAAGACACCUCCGUCCGACUCCAAAAAGAGCCAGAGCAAAGACGAGGAGCUGAGGAAAGCCAACUCAGAAGGGGCAAUACUGGACAGUAAACCAGAACCUCCACCCACCUAUAUGAAGCCUCGCACAAUGUCCACCUCUUCAGACACCAGGCGCCCAGUGAGAGGAAGCAAUAUGGAACCCCUCCGCACAGAUCGCCCACCGCUUCCAGAACGACCCCUGGGCCCUUUGCCUCCCAAUCCAGCCCUUAAACCCACCCUGAUCCCUCCUGGUGAGCCCCCUGCAGCCUGCCGGACCAUCACACCUGCACCCAGGCAGCCCAGUCCAUCUCCGGAACCCCAGCCGGCAGCGGUGGAGGCGGGACCACCAACCCAGGCUCAGCCAAUAGAGCCUCCAAUACCCUCACCCCGCAAAGAACCACCACCUGCCCCAUCACCCCGCAGGGUAUUUAGCACAGACUCCCGUGAGAGAGCAGAGAGAGCACAGUCCGUCACUGAAGAAACCCUCCCUAAACCACGGCCCCGCAUGAAGCCCUCGCCUCAGCGUCGCGCAGUCUCUGUUCAUGAAGACUCCCUACUCCAGCACGCUGCCCUACUUGACCCUGAGGAGCUGAAAGCUGCAUUACCACGGCUGCAGAGGUCACCGGUGCGGAAGCGGGUGAACCUGGGGGAGCUGGAGCCCUGCUCAGAGGAUUUACCCGAGAGUGAAGAAGCUAAGACUGAUGGAAGGGGAGAUCACACUGAACAGGCCGGUGAAACAGACAGCACCGCGGUCAGCGAGAGCCCAGCAGAAGCCACUGGGAGCACGACCAGGGCAGGGGCUGAAACUGGACCUGAAGAAGAGGACAGCAAGCAGGAGCGGGACGAGAUGACAUCAGAUCAAGAUCAGCAGCACACAGCGCAGGGAGAAACAUCAGACCAAAGAACUGAAACCCCCUCACCUGAGACAAACAUGGACUGACCCCCUGCGCGCAAUCUAUUUUCUAUCAUGUCUACCUUUGCCUUGCACGUCAGAUUAUGUACAAAAGAAUGAAUUAUGAACAAAUGCGUUUUAAAAAAACAAAAGAGAGAGAGCAAAUCGAUACAUAUACUUGUUAAUAAUUAUUAAAAAGUGAAUUCUGUUGUGUCA